Molecule: messenger RNA, 2598 nt
Organism: Raphanus sativus (radish)
Lineage: Eukaryota; Viridiplantae; Streptophyta; Magnoliopsida; Brassicales; Brassicaceae
Exons: 5
Coding region: 1-2598 (865 amino acids)
Biological process (GO): DNA repair; telomere maintenance
Molecular function (GO): DNA helicase activity
Source: RefSeq, a predicted model, not a curated record
AUGCGUGAAUACUUUGCAUUUCGCGUUUUAGAGAGGAAGGGGGAAGCACCCACGAUUACGAGAUCAGGCAGAUUGUUUCAUCAGUUCCUUGUGGACGCCUACACAAUGAUAGAAUCGAGUAGACUGCAUUACUUGUGGCUGAAUCAGAAAAAACUCCGGUCAGUUAGUUAUGAUGCAAUCCAGAAAGCAGCUGCAAAAGGCGGAGCUAAGAUGGCUGAGCAAGGGAGCCGAAUUUUCAUCCCAGCAACUUUCACCGGAGGAAAACGGUAUAUGAAGCAGCAUUACUACGAUGCCAUGGCUCUGUGCAAGUACUAUGGAUUUCCAGAUCUUUUCAUCACUUUUACGUGCAAUCCAAAAUGGCCUGAAGUUACAAAAUAUCUGAAAAAAUAUAACCUUACCACCGAAGACAGACCUGAAAUAUUGUGCAGAGUUUUCAAGAUGAAACUCGAUAAUCUUAUCGAGUUUUUGACAAAAAAGGACGGCUCCUUAUUUGGCCCAGUUUCUGCAGCUGAUCAUAUAGACACUAUUAUAUCGGCUGAGAUACCGGACAAGACGGUAGAUCCAGACCUGUAUGCAAUCGUUGGGGAUUGUAUGAUGCAUGGUCCUUGCGGUCCAGCAAAGAAGGAUAAUGUAUGUAUGGUUAUUGGUAAAUGUUCUAAGAUGUUUCCGAAACGACUGAACAUCAGGACAUCGAUUGACGCAAAUGGAUUUCCAGCUUACAUGCGUCGUAUUGAUGGUAGGUUCAUUGAGAAAAAUGGAAUCAGAUUAGACAAUGGAUAUGUUGUACCUUACAAUAGAAACCUCAUGCUUCGAUAUCACGCGCAUAUGAAUGUCGAGUGGUGCAUCCAAACGCGAGCUGUUAAGUAUCUUUUCAAAUAUAUCCAUAAGGGACCUGAUUAUGCUUCAGCUGCAAUAGAUAAAGAAGAUGAAGAUGGCGUCAUAGACGAAAUAAAAACAUAUUACGACUGCAGAUAUAUAACUGCAUGCGAGUCGUCGUGGCGGGUUCUUGCUUUUCCUACACAUUUUCGUACUACUUCUGUAGAGAAACUUGGAUUUCAGCUCCCGGAUCAGGAGCUGGUGUUUUUUUAUGAAGAUGAACCUAUUGAGAAUAUUCUGAAGAAAAAAUCUAUCAACCAAUCCAUGUUUCUGGCGUGGUUCAUAGCAAAUCAAAAAUACCCAGAGGCAAGAGAUUUGACAUAUGCCGAAUUUCCAACAAAAUUUGUUUGGAAAUCAAGUAUGAGAGAAUGGGUACCACGUAAACGAGGCUUUGUGAUAGGGAGGAUUGCGCAUAUUAAUCCAGCACAAGAUGAGCUAUAUUUCUUAAGAGUAAUGCUAAAUUGGGUAAGAGGGCCGAAAUCAUACGAGGAUAUAAGAACAGUUGAUGGUGUUGUAUAUUCUACAUACGAAGAUGCCUGCUAUGCUUUGGGAUUGAUGGAUGAUGACAAGGAAUACAUAGAAGCUAUCAAAGAUUGCAGUGAUAAUAGUUCUGGCACAUAUGCGAGGAAGCUUUUUUCGAGAAUGUUGGUAUCCAAAACAUUAUCUCAGCCUCAUGUUGUGUGGGAAGCUAUUUGGGAGUAUCUUACCGACGAUAUUCUCUACAAGAAACGACGAGAAACUGGAAAUGUCGAGUUGAACUUGACCAUAGAUCAGAUCAAAAACAUUGCUCUAACCGAGAUCCAAAAUCAUUUGCUUAGCAAUGGUCGUAGCCUCCAGAAAUGGCCCCUAAUGCCAAAGCCAGAUGAUUUUGGUUGUUACAACGGCAAUCGCCUUAUAAAUGAUGAACUUAAGUAUGUUGUAGAAGAUCAGCUAAAGGAAAAUGAAAGACUUAUGGCGAUGAUAACAGAUGAGCAAAGAGGGGUUUACAACGAGAUUUUGGAUGCAGUUUUGAAUGAUAGCGGUGGAGUGUUCUUUCUUUAUGGUUAUGGAGGCACAGGUAAAACCUUCGUAUAUAGAGCACUCUCAUCAGCAAUCCGAUCUAGACGUAUGAUUGUUCUAAAUACCGCAUCCAGUGGAAUUGCUGCAUUGUUGUUGGAAGGAGGUAGAACCGCACAUUCCAGGUUUGGUAUUCCGAUAGAUGCCGACGAGUUUACUACUUGCAAGAAAAUGGAGCCAGGAUCAGAUCGUGCAGAAUUAGUUAAAGCAACAAAGCUCAUUGUAUGGGAUGAGGCGCCUAUGAUGAGCAGACACUGUUUCGAGACGUUGGAUCGUUCUAUGCGUGAUAUUAUAAGAUCUUCUGAAGACAAACCUUUUGGAGGUAAAGUAGUUGUUUUCGGUGGAGAUUUCAGACAGAUUUUACCGGUUAUACCCGGAGGUGGUAGAGCAGAGACUGUUUUGGUGACUCUGAAUUCGUCAUAUCUUUGGGAGCACUGCAAAGUUUUGAAGCUAACAAAAAACAUGAGAUUGCUCGCUGGUCUUAGUGAUGAUGAAGCAAAAGAGCUUCAAUCCUUCUCAAAAUGGAUUUUGGAUGUUGGAGAUGGAAAAAUAAAUUUGCCAAACGACGGUCAAGUUGACAUUGACAUUCCUUCUGAUCUGUUGAUAAAAAAUACUGGAGAAGAUCCUAUUCAUACUAUUGCAAAGGAGUUGCCAGGUAACAUUUGA